AUGAGUGCUUCGGUUGGACCUGGAGUCAAAGUUUCAGAGCUAUGCACAGAUGGGGACAGCUUACUUAAGGGUGGAGACCUGGGGAAGGCCACCUCCCUGUACAUGGCUGCCUUCAUGGCUCAUGCCUCCUCUGCAGUGUCACACAUGCGUAAACUGGACAAGUUCAGCCUGGGUCUGGUAAUCUCUACUUUAGAAAAUUGGCUGGAUAGUCAUGGUGACAAUCAGCCUUGUGAGGGUCUAAACAAAGGUCUUGCCGCUGUUUUCCUGUCCACACUCUGUCCCAACAACCUGUCAGCCACCGUUUCAAAAAUGGAAUCUCUUCUGCAGAGUGGUGGGCAUGGCUGUGAGGAGAUUUUUGUGCGUUGCACAGAUCUACUUCAACGUAAACAAAACGUACAUCCAGAAGAUUCAACUCAUGUGCUACUAGAAAUAACUCAAGCACUGGCUUGCUUUUUAUCAAAGCCUCGCAGUUCCACAGGACUGAGGCUUUACAUCAACGCUUACCAGAAAAACAAAACAGAGACUGUCAAAUUAAUACAAAGCAGACAAUCUGUCCACCUACCUAAAAUAGUGAAAGCCUUAACGGACCAUAUAAUGUGCAUACAUCCCUCUCUGUCAUUUGAUUGUAAGAAGGUGAUGACAACAAAGGAGAAUGAAAAGUUAAAUGUGAAGGACCCUUCUUCAGUUAUUGAGUUCUUAUUGGCUAUCUCACAUAAUGAUAGAGAAGUACAGGAACUUCAAGCAGCAUAUUUAUUCUUGAUUGGCAGAUUUGCAGAUAGUGCAGAGGUCUACUCUACUCUAUUACGAAAAGACACAUCAGUUCAAGAAACUCCUGAGAAGCAAGCCAGACUCUUAACUAGUCAUGCAGCUGCCUGUCUCUCAGCGGGGGGAAAGACUGCAGAAGAGUGCAGAAGUCUUGGGGAAGCAUUUGAGACCCACCCUGCCUCUGCCCGAAUUUACUUCCAAAAGCUCUUCACUGAUCACGGUACUGGGAUGGUUGCACGCAACCAUCUCCGUCAGCAGGCAGAGAAGGGUUUUUCUGACUUCAGAGAGCAGGUUGUCAUUCGUUCAGACUUGCGAUCCACUGAAGGAGUUGAGCUCCUGGACCCAGUGAUCACUUCUUUAAGGACUCUUUGUCAUUUAGAGCCUGAUGGGGGAGGCAGAGAGCUGCGAGUGCGACUGGCUGACUGUCUCCUCCUCAGAGGGGAACACAAAGAGGCUCUCUCCAUCUGUUGCCAACUAGCUGGAGCCCAAGGACAGCAGAGCUAUCAAAACACAGUCCAGGUUCUUCGUGGAUAUGCACGAUUCCUUUCUGAUGACCAUAGAGGGGCAUUGGAAGACUUCCAAGCUGUGAUUGAACACACUACACCUCACCCAUCCAGCUGUGUGAGAGCCCUCUGUGGCAGAGGGCUCUUGCGCAUGGUGGGUGGUUUAAACUACCUCACAGCUCUAGACUAUGUGACAGCCAGCAGGCUCCAUCCCCAGGAAACAGCAUUAACCGUUCGCUGCUUGGUGCCAUGGAACUACCGAGGACUGCUGUGUACGGUUCUGCUGGAGCAGGGUCGAGUUAUGCUGGAGAAGACAGCAGAGCGCCGAUCAAAGACCAGUCCUAAAGAAGACCCCCAACUGCCCCAAAAGGAGGACCAACUGCAGGUUCAGUUGAAGAAAGAAAACAAUAGAUCAGGGACUCCUGCUGGUGUCCAGUCGCUAGCGAUGCUACUGAUGGAGCUCCAAGCUGGUGCUGACGGGCCUCAGAUCCUCGCAGCAGAUGCCUUGUAUCAACUUGGAAGAGUAGAAGAAGCCUACAGGUUAUUACUUUCUGUUGGGACCAUCAAUCCUCGGGGCCCUACCCUAGCUCGCCUUGCUCUUCUGCAGCUGCACAGAGGCUUUCUUUAUGACACCAAUCAGUUGCUUAAAAAGCUAAUCGUGUGUGGUGAUACCAGUUGUCUAAGCAGCCUGUUGGCAGUGGCACAGCAGAAAGAUCGAGCUCUGCUGCAGGGACACUGCCACUCAGCUGCAAAACGCCUCCUGGAUGGCACAAAACAGGAGAGGGCUGUCAGGGAAGCUGUAGCCUAUCUUUCCAUGGCUAUUAUGGCAUCGGGUGGUGAGGCAGCAGACUCCCUGCUGGAGAGAGCGAGGUGCUAUGUGCUGCUGAGCCAACGAAAGACAGCUAUAUUUGAUUUUAGUGCCAUUUUGAAGCAGCAUCCAAAGCAUGUGCACGCUCUCUGUGGAAGAGGCUUCACAUACCUCAUGCUAAAUCAACAAAAGGAAUGUAUUCAUGAUAUCCUGGGGGCACUUCAGAUAAAUGCUGACCCAGUCAUCAAAGACAUCCUGUCACUCAAGGACAGGGCACAGAAGCUGGUCUGUGAUUGGCUUCAUCAGUUCUCCCGUUCCAAUCUCUCAGAAACAUUGAUGAGUAAUUCUGCCCCCUGCCACAAAGAGCAGCUCAGAGAAGCUUUCAUAAUUGGUGAGGCUUUGAUGAGGACUGACAGCAGAAACCCAAGGUGGCAUCUUCUCUAUGUGGACACACUCUUGGCUAAAGGAGACAUUACAAAAGCGAGGUCCCAUCUGUAUCAGGUAUUUGGCCAAGAGCCAAGGGAUGCACUGGCCCAAGCGAGGUUGGGCGUGGUGGAGGCCUGGCAGCAGAACCACCGCAGCGCAGCCCUCAGACUCAGCAAGCUAAUCAAGAAAGAUUCGUCCAGUCUGGACUUCUUGUUGGCCCUGAUCCCAUUCAAUCAACGGAAAUGCAUAGCACAGGCCGCAGCACAGGAAGCCACCAUUGUUUCGUCAGGCAACCACUGGGAUCAGGCCCUCACACUCCUUACUGUGGCUGUACAAGCAGUGGGCAAUCACAAGUUAAACUACCUUCGCCAGCGGGCCGCCUGCUUUGCACAGCUGGCCUUACAUGAGAAGGCCAUAUCUGAGCUGGAUAGAGUUAUCCAGAAACACGGUACACCGGAUUCUAGCCGUUCAGACGACACUAAAAUCUGGGCAGAAGACCUGUGUAGGCGAGGGCGAAGUUUAGUGCUGUGUUCAAGAGAAGAUGCUGCUCUGGAAGACUUCACUCAGGCCCUGGAGCUCCACAAGGACCAGGCCAUUCAGUGUGUGGAGGCGGGUCUGGGGAAGCUGCGUCUGGCCGAGUGCUUCCUGCGAGGAGCUCUGCAGCGCUACGGCGAGCAGAAGCUCGACAAAUGUUGGACCUUGAUCGAAUGUGGUCUCCUUGUGGAUAGUGAGAAUGCAGAGCUGCGCAGACUGAGGGCAAAGGUCAAACGAGAACAGGCUGGCGCCUGCAACGUCAACUAGCAGUGGUAUUGAGAUACCACUGCUACCAAGAUGAAAUCUAAUAAUGUUCUUUUGUAAAAGAAAGAUGACAAUGACAAUUUUCCAAAUUUAAUAGGAUCUUUAAUGGUUCAUGGAAGCGCAAAACAUUGGUUCAUGUU
Molecule: messenger RNA, 3440 nt
Organism: Cololabis saira (Pacific saury)
Lineage: Eukaryota; Metazoa; Chordata; Actinopteri; Beloniformes; Belonidae
Gene: ttc34
Product: tetratricopeptide repeat domain 34
Exons: 7
Coding region: 1-3303 (1100 amino acids)
Molecular function (GO): protein binding
Source: RefSeq, a predicted model, not a curated record